This is a messenger RNA of Penicillium bovifimosum, 1380 nucleotides long. Its product is annotated as phosphotransferase family protein. The coding region runs from base 1 to 1380 and encodes 459 amino acids. The transcript has a single exon. The record is from RefSeq and is a predicted model, not a curated record. NCBI's taxonomy places the organism in Eukaryota, Fungi, Ascomycota, Eurotiomycetes, Eurotiales, Aspergillaceae.
AUGCCUCAGCAGAAGAUAUCCCCGCUCAAGACCUAUUUUGACGAGUUAGAAGAGACCAACGGCGAUGACGAAUGCAGGGCCUGGUUAGAUAAACUUUUUGACUCCAAAGCUGAACUGGCGGUUUUUGUCGCUGGACGAAAAGGAGGGGGAACUGGGGCAUACGUUGGUUUUCUCAAGGGUUCCUUCAACAUCAGCUUCCGCUUCAGCUUCGACGAUGGACGCCCGGAUGUCAUUAUCCGGUUUCCGAAGCCCGGACAUACCGCUACGGCUUAUAGGGACGAAAAAGUUGUGAAUGAGGUCCGGAUCAUGGAAUACCUCCAGCAGAGCACUGAUAUCCCGAUUCCUCGUGUUCACAGCUGGGGCUUAACUUCCGAGAGUCCAUUACACCUUGGUCCAUUCAUCAUCAUGGAUUAUGUCAACGGUACACUUCUAUCGACUAUCUUGAAACAACCCGAUCAAGUAAUGGUUCUGAACCCGAACAUCGACAACACAGCGUUAGACAAGAUCUAUCAUCAAAUCGCCUAUUAUAUGUUCCAGCUUUCUCAACUUAAGUUUGCUCGUAUUGGGGCCAUCUCGAGGGACCAUGCUUCAGGUGCAUGGCACGUUACCGGGAGACCCCUGACGUACAAUAUGAACGAGUUAGCCACUGUCGCCGGCUACCCAGAUGAUCAAUUUCCAACCGCGCCGUUUGACCGUGCAAGCGAUUAUCUGAGGUCGGUCGCGAACGAGCACUUGACUCACCUUUGGACCCAGCGCAACCUUGCCGACGAUGCGGAAAUCGCCCGGGAGCGCUUCAUUGCCCGUCAUCGGUUCGCACAGCUGGUUUCAAAGUACUAUCCUGAGGACACCGGGCUAUCUAUACCCUUCUGCGACGACAUGCGUCCCUCGAAUAUGCUUAUAGACCCAGAAACACUCCAGAUCACUGCCAUUCUCGACCUCGAGUUCACGAAUGCCAUGCCAGCUGAGUUCACGUAUGACCCGCCCUGGUGGCUCUUGCUAUCUGGACCGGAAAUGUGGCUUGAACGCUGCGCGAUGGAUGAAUUUCUGACUCUCUAUGAGCCUAGAAUGGAGCAAUUUUUGCGAGCUUUAGGGCGAGUGGAAACUGAAAUGGCAUUGGAGGGCAAACGAUCCGAUGGGCCGUCUCUCUCCACCCGAAUGCGCGAUUCAUGGAGGACUGGGCGAUUUUGGUUCGACUAUGCGGCAAGAAAGAGCUUUGAUGUAGACACCGUCUAUUGGGCUGCAUUACAUAACGACGGUCCGGGUGUUGAGUUGCUUGAUGAGAAGGCACGCGCAGAGAUGGAGCCAUUCACGCAGGUUAAGAUGGAGCAGUUGAAGGCAUAUAAAGAGGAGUGUACUACUCGGUUUUCUUCAGAGGUAUAG